AUGGACAAAUGUCCACGAACUCGAGUCGCUGGAGCCCAAGUGUCUAGUCGGACCUCAUUGGCAUUUAAUGCCAUGUGUUUGGUUUGUUAUGCUCUUGUAGGAUGCAGUAAUCCAGGUAUUGUUACAAGAAUUACCAUGCCUCUAGAUGACACUUAUACAUACUGCGACUAUUGUGAUUCGUAUCGACCAGAAGGAGCUUUGCAUUGUAUGGAUUGUCGAGUGUGUAUUGAAGAAUAUGAUCAUCAUUGUCCAUGGACGAGUAAAUGUGUAGGCAAAGGGAACAUCCGUUACUUUUACGCAUGGCUUUUAUUUCUAGUGCUGGCGUUUGUUUACGAAGUUAUCGAGUUUGCAACGUAUUUGCUGCCACCCGAUGGUCCAGAAAGUUUCUUAGAUUCAUCAGAUGACUCUUUGGAGAUAAUUUUCCCCGUUAUCACACCCAUCUCACAUUUGUAA
Molecule: messenger RNA, 453 nt
Organism: Peronospora belbahrii
Lineage: Eukaryota; Oomycota; Peronosporomycetes; Peronosporales; Peronosporaceae
Source: the annotation of a GenBank genome assembly